AUAUCCUCCGACAGAGCAGCAGCGCCCUCUUUAGGGCAGUUUGUGCAGCGUCUGCGUUGCGUCUCUGCCCUCGUGCAGGGCCUGCGCACGCUGGUACACGUCACCACAACUGCCAGCAGCGAAUCCCUGCCCAGAGCUGCGCAGCAGCGUUGCGCAAAUAUGCUUGGUAAAAAACGCAGCCAUUUCUCUUCAUCUUGUUGUAAAGCCACAGGUCCGAGAAUGCAAAUACUGCAAUAGUGACUGAUGUUGGGGUUUGUUGGCGAAUUUCUUUAUAUCUAAUUGAAAGACUAAAACUUUUUCCUUCUCAUAAGCAUUGAGUGAAACAGCCACAUAGGCAGCCUAUUUAGACGUGGUCGAUCGAUUCCAUAGCCAAGAAAGUGCGCUUGGUAAACGCGGUAAUGUCAUUGAAUAUCACUGUGAAAAGUGAAGACUCUGAGACCUUUGACGAAAAAGACGAAUCAUAUUCGCUGCUUUCAGGCAAACGAGGCUCAUAGUCUGCAGCUCGUCAUGAUAUUUCUCCGGGAGAAGGCGGUCCAAUAGAAGACCAUGCUGGGUAUUCAACACAGCAUGGGCGGCUAGCAACUAAAACGACUAGCAAACCCAUCGUACAGUGUAAGUUGUUGGUACUGUAUAAUCAGACAGAGAUAGCAUAUUUUUCAGUCUUGUCUCACAGGAACUUUCACUUUUACUUUAGAAAUACUAUUAGAUAAUAGGCAGAAUCUACCGCACACCCAGAGCUGAGUAGUGAAGAUACUGGACGCAACAGGCGAAACAGGAAAAAGUCUGCACACUUUAGAAAUAUUAGUACAAUCUACAAUGAAAGAUCAUAAUUGUAUUGACAUUAUGAGCUAAAGCAAAAUACUAACUGUAUUUGACUGUUUUGCAUGUGACACCUGCCUCUUUCUUUCUUUCCACUAGAUCCUGUGAGUGCUGACCGUUUCUUUACCUCUACUUCCGCCGAUGGCAAAACCAUCUUAAAGAUUGCUCCAGGUGAGUCCUAUUUGUCCCAUUAAAGAGAGCGGUAGAUGGAGAAGAGUAAAAUGAAUAUAACAACACCAUCCUAUAUUUCCUGAUCUAAGCACCUACUGUAGAUGUACCAUUUAUCUGCAGCACCCAAAACCAAAUCUCACGUGCAUGCUGGCUAGCUGGUCGUUAACAUUUGAAUGGUUAAGUCUGUCAUGGGAGAGAGGAUUUACAUUUAGGUAAUUUAGCAGAUGCUCUUAUCUAGAGCGACUUACAGUACUUAUUAAAAUCCCUCUUCUCCUCAGCCCCAGUCAUGACCCGCCCGAAUCCUCGGCCUCCUCCCCAGGUGUCCCCAGAGUUCUCCUACCAGGCUAUCGUGUACCUGAUCGAAGCAGUGGGGCGCCGCUGGAGCCUGUAUGGGACGCGGGAGCGCUCGCAGCUCUUCCAGAGCGUGCAGAAGGAGCUGGAGGAGCAGGGUCACUGUCUGCCUUUUGAGAAGAUCCGCCGCAAGUGGAACAACUUGAUCGUCACCUAUAAGAGGGUCAAAUACAGAGGCAGGGAGACCGGCCAGGCCAGAACCUCCUGGGAGUACUUUGAGGUACUUGUUUGUUUUAUAAUAAUAGACGUGUGUUGUUUAGUAAGAAAACCGAUGCGCGUGCAUCUUCUGGGCAAAACAGACAGGGUUGGCUUAGAAUCAGGAUUAUUGAAAACAUACAUACAUUUGCACAAUAAGCACUUUUUGUCUCUCAAAUACAGCUAGCUAGUGAAUUUGAGCCAUGUUAUCAUAGACGUGGUAUAAGUCAAAUCACCUUAAAACAAGACAAGGUAUCAAGAACAAGGUAAAACUAUCUGAAACAAGCCACCUACGAUUCCCCACAUGGCAGCUUCAUGUCAUUGUUGCUAGCUAUCUGACUGUUCAGGAUCACAGCAACACACAGCCUUCUACUCCUGCGUUGCUCACGCAUCAUUUUUGUGACGUCAGGCAACUGUCUAUUCAGUUUGUUGAAAAUGUUGUUCUUGUGGUCAUAGCGGUCUUCUAGUGAAUGCUCAUAAAUUCUAGUGACAUUGGGGGUGUACUAUGAAAGUAAGAAACAAGAUUGUUAUAAGCUGACAAGACCCUCUUAUCUCAACAUUCCAUCUCUCUCUGUCUCUUUCUGUUUGUCUCUCUCUUUCUCUCUCAUAAGAUGAUGGAUGCCAUGCUUGGUGACACCAUCGGCGCCGAGACCACUAGCAGCCCUACCCUAGUAACCAGCAACCCUAAGGUGUACGUCGCCACGGAAACCGCCAAAGCAGAGCAGAAGCCCCUCCUUCCCUAUGGCAAUCUCAUCACUGCCUGCACUCGGACGCUCACCCUUGUCCCCUCCUCCCUCCCACUCCACACGCCAGUUCCCUCCACCCUCCCUCUCUACACCUUUGUCAGAUCCCUCCCUCCCCCCACCCCUGUCCGCUCCUCCCUCCCUCUCCCCACCCCCUUGGACACGCCCUCCCCCAGGAUAGCUAAUAACACAGACCCUCUACAGCCAAACCCAUCCCCUGCUCCGGUCGCACAGCCCCCUGCCUCCUGUCACAUCCCCUCCAACCUCAGCCGCGUGCACCUUCGCAGAAAGAAGCGCCGUCGCUUCUCCUCCUCCUCCAAGGGCUCCUCCAUUACCUCCCUCCUGGCCCAGCAGCAGAAGCGAGCGGAAGAAGGCACCUCCCUGCUACAGGAGUUCCUGAGGAGGCAGGAGGGGCAGGCCAAGGAGGAGCAGGUGCAUCACAGCAGGGCGGAGGCCCGAGGGAGGAGGCGCGAGAGGAGGGAGGCGCGCAUGGCAGAGUCCCUGGGUAGGAUGGCCACGGCCCUGGAGCUGCUCUCCUCCAAACAGGAC
Coregonus sp. 'balchen' is the source of this 2828-nucleotide messenger RNA. NCBI's taxonomy places the organism in Eukaryota, Metazoa, Chordata, Actinopteri, Salmoniformes, Salmonidae. The record is from the annotation of a GenBank genome assembly.